AUGGACCUGGGCAAGUCGUUAAAACUACACCACUAUGGCAGCUUUGAGCGCCACCAAAUGUAUGACAUCAUCACGGAUCACGGAUCAACCAAGAUCACGAUCGAUCAGAAAGUCUAUCUCGACUCAAAUCACAGAUCAACCACGAUCACGAUCGGGACAUCAUGCCACCUUCCAACGCCACAUGAUUACAUCAGCAUAGAUUAUGUAAUAAAGAAAAGAUACUGGUCGAGUUUCGAACCUGAUCUUCACUCGCUCAAGUGGCUUAGGGGUUAA
Messenger RNA from Laetiporus sulphureus 93-53, 273 nucleotides. RefSeq lists its product as uncharacterized. NCBI's taxonomy places the organism in Eukaryota, Fungi, Basidiomycota, Agaricomycetes, Polyporales, Laetiporaceae. The coding region runs from base 1 to 273 and encodes 90 amino acids. The record is from RefSeq and is a predicted model, not a curated record. The transcript has 2 exons.